This is a messenger RNA of Procambarus clarkii (red swamp crayfish), 812 nucleotides long. NCBI's taxonomy places the organism in Eukaryota, Metazoa, Arthropoda, Malacostraca, Decapoda, Cambaridae. The record is from RefSeq and is a predicted model, not a curated record.
GCUCCCCACCACGAUCACACCAUCACUCUCACCUCCACCUCUACACCACUGGUGUCCCCUCUACACUACCGGUGUUAAUGAUGGCAGCUUUCCGUCACACUCCCUUGACCUUCGUCAGGUGGUUGAAUAUGACGGGUGAUUGCCCAACAAAAGGAAGCUGCUUGACAAAUUACUGCCCCGUAAAUUCUACCUGUCAAACAUUUAAAGAAAUCUAUAGGACAGCCCGGAACUUCUGUGAAAAGGUGUGGGACAAUGCUUGGAAAUAUGCUGAACCGACAACACCAUGUAUGCACCUACAGUUCAACCAAUCUGCCAUCAAUCCAAAUGAUGCUGUUGCUCUACAUUAUGCACAGAUUAUAGCUGGUUCCCAGAUGCACAGCUGCAACCUAAUGUGGUUUAGUAUACAACUUGCUGUUUGGGCAUUUAUCAAUAGAAUAUUGAGUUGCAUCCUAGACUUGGCUUGUUGCCAUAGUUCAUUAAUUAACUCUUUACUUUUGACUAUAAACUUGCCCUUGCUGAGGGGAAACGAUUCUAUUAAAAUGUUUACAAAGAAAAAAAAAAAUUCUGUGUAAUAUCCUGAUCACAUAAGUGUGCUGUAUUCUGGUUCUGCCCUUGUGCCUUGUCUACCUCUAUUAAAUUAUCUGAAAUGUGCCAGAAAUAAAAUGCUUCUUUAUUUCUAUCAGACAUCACCCAAUGAAAUUUUGGUAGAUUCUCAACCACAUUGGAGUUGUCAAACUUGCAGCCAAGGCCAUUUUACUUGUUCUGUUUCACACGUCCCCUCUCCCCCUUAAAAAAAAAAAUUAGUUUGGAAA